GAGGCCUCUUCUAACAUAUUCUUCCUCUUCUUUUCCAUCCUUCUACUUCUUUAUAUCCAAAAAGCAAAUUUAUUAGAUCCAUCCAAAAGAAAACCAUGCUAGAACCUUCCCUUAAUACCCUCAAACCUACAGCCACCAUUAAGUUCUUGUGUAGCUAUGGCGGCCGAAUCCUUCCCCGUUAUCCCGAUGGUAAACUCCGUUACCGUGGUGGAGAAACUCGUGUUCUUUCUAUCGAUCGCUCGAUUUCCUAUGCCGAACUGGUGGUGAAGCUUCGGGAUAUGUGUGGAACAUCUUCAAUGAGUUUAAGGUGUCAAUUGCCAACUGAAGACUCAGAUGCACUUGUAUCAAUCACUUCCGAUGAGGACCUGGCCACUCUCUUUGAGGAAUACGAUCAAGCCACGGCGGCGCCGCCUGCAUCUAUCAAGAUUAGGGCCUUCCUUUCAACCCCGAAAGCCACCAAUAAAGUGUUGCCGCCACCCUCCUCUGCCUCCUUGUCUUCAUCCUCUAGUAACGACGCUACGUCGACCAAAUCAAUUUAUUACACCACAGCCACCUUACCCCCAAGAUGUCCAACAUCGAAUACUGGGCAUUGCACUCGAUAUGCCUCGAAACCGCCGGUGUCUCCGCCAUGUAAGGGUGCAGCCACCGCGCGACAGCUUCCUAAGUUUGCUUAUCGUCAUGUGCAUGGGAACAAAAAUGGGCAGGUUUAUCUUAUCCAUCAUGGGAACCAUUGUCAGUAGAGGCAAAAUUUGGUGGAAUGAAUGGACAAAAUUGCCUUAGGAAAAUUAAUACAGAAAUUAUCACCAAUAGUAUAAGCAAAAAAAAAAAAAUUUACGAUGUAAGAUCGAUUCGAUUUUAAAAAGGGAUCCAUUUUUGUUGAUCCUUGCAUGGUAAUCAAUGGAAAUGGUAACCUAAUUUCAUUUUUGUCGUCGAACAAUUUGAUGAUGAGUUUCUUUCUUUCUUUAA
This is a messenger RNA of Olea europaea var. sylvestris, 966 nucleotides long. RefSeq lists its product as uncharacterized. Lineage: Eukaryota; Viridiplantae; Streptophyta; Magnoliopsida; Lamiales; Oleaceae. Gene Ontology annotation, molecular function: protein binding. Bases 96 to 740 code for a protein of 214 amino acids. The record is from RefSeq and is a predicted model, not a curated record. The transcript is spliced from 2 exons.